AUGUCCAGCACUAGCACCAAAACGUUGCCCACUAUUAUAAUCGAUACAGAUGUCAACGCUAAUAAUAAUCCUCUCUCUUGUCCGAUAAUUCCAAGCCAACCAUUAAACAGCCCUAAAUUUGAAUCAACGAGAAAGAAAAAAAGAAGCCGAAUCACUGCAAGGCUAUCACGUUUAAAAUCAAAGGGUAAUUCGAGUAGUGGCUCAAGUACAGACGAGCAAGAACCUACACCACCCGUGAAUCAAAAUGUUCCAAUCAUAAACAGACUAUCACGAAAAAUUCCAACCUCUGUAAAAUCAACUGCGUCGACACGACGCAUUUUUCGUAAGCAACGAAAACACAAAUCUAAAAAUAAAUUGCGUAACAUCAUGAAGUUUAAUUCUCAAAAUAAACUUGACGUGCUGCCACCCUUUCCGGUAGACCAAGCAAGUAUCCCAACUUCACCGGCGGAUAGACUUUCAAUACAAAUGAACCUUGAAGCUGUACCCAAAUAUCAUGAUUAUCAACAUAUAUUUUUAUUUAAAAAUAUAGCGUGCAAGGAUGAGUCUACCCAGUUUUUACUUUUCCAAAUCUCUAAUUACGUACUGUAUUAUAGCUGCGUUGAUAAGAUAGAAGAUCGGGAAUGGUGUAUCGAAUUCUUUAAAGCUCCUACAAAUGAAUUGUCAAACAAUGAAAGCUUGGAGCCUGACGACAUUGAGAGGGAUCGGUCUGGAUUUUUUGAUGAUAAUAAUAAUCAAAGAAAUAUUAGAAAAGUACAAAAUACUAGAAAGCAUCAAUUAUCAGACAAAUUUCGUAAUAUCGAGUAUAAAGAAAUUGGACCUAUUGAAAAUGUAGUUAUAACGGACAAUAUUAAUCCUGCAUUAAAAAAUGAUAAUGAUCUAGAGAUAAAACUGUUUGAAAUCAAAAUUAAUGAAGAAAGUUUCACUUUGGGUGCUGCUCUCAUUGAAGAUAAAUCGCGGUUCAUAAACAGUAUAAGAUUUUUUGCAACAGAAAAAAAAAGACCAAUUAGAGAUUUACUGAAAUAUGGUGUUAAAGGACAGGUUGCGAAUACUUUUUCUGAUUCCGAAGCUGAAAGUACAGACAGCGAAGAUGAAGAUGAUCUGAGUGAUGUUGCUGAACUCAUCGAAGAACUAUCUGAACGAUGUUCUCAGCACGAAAAAGAAUUUUUUAUUUGGCGUAAUGAAAUCGACCAAAAGGCAAUACUCCUUGAUUCGAAUAUACGUAAGUUCCGCAGUUUAGACGAGCUUGCUAAGGAACUUAAUGAAAAAAUCUCAGUAACCGGCUCCAGGUCAACAAAAGAAAUGGAAGAAACUAUCGAUAUGACAAGCCGAGCUACUGAAAAUAUUGUUGAAAAACUAGCAUCGAUACAUACGCGGAUUCGAGAUAAAAGUGAGAUUUUAAAACAACACCAACAAGCGUAUUAG
Molecule: messenger RNA, 1422 nt
Organism: Dentiscutata erythropus
Lineage: Eukaryota; Fungi; Glomeromycota; Glomeromycetes; Diversisporales; Gigasporaceae
Source: the annotation of a GenBank genome assembly